This is a messenger RNA of Racocetra fulgida, 693 nucleotides long. The record is from the annotation of a GenBank genome assembly. Lineage: Eukaryota; Fungi; Glomeromycota; Glomeromycetes; Diversisporales; Gigasporaceae.
AUGGGAGGUUCAAGACCUAUACCCAAGACUUCAUCAGCGUGGACUCCAACUCAUCAAUUCAAUCUAUCAGAUGAAGUGUUCUAUUUGGAUCUUUCUUCAUCAUUUACCAUCAAUUCUCCUCCUUUCACAGAUCUUUCCGAAAUCUCUCGCAUGCCGUUUGGUAAUGAGAAAGGAACAGCAGUAUUGGGAACUAGUGGUGUACGGAUUUUUCUCAUUGGAGGGGUCCAGCAGGAUAUGACAACAUUUAGCUAUAAUGGGACCAAUUCUAGCCUUUGGAUCUAUAAUGUAAAUUCACAACGAUGGGACGUUCCUGGGCCAGGAACUAAUGGACCACCACUUCCUAUUCGUAGGUCUACCGCAACAGUUAUCAGUAAAAAUGGUACAAUAUAUAUACUAGUGGAAAUGGAUACUGCUUCAAAUGUGUUUACAAUCCUCGAGGAAUUUUUCACAUUUGAUACUUUAUUAUUGAGGUGGACAAAUCUGACUUCACUUCCUAAUCAUCCAUAUAAACGAAGUCAUAGCACUGCAACUUUAAUGCCUGAUGGAAAAAUUAUUUACAUAGGUGGUGUUACUCAAUCUAUCCCUGGUGAACCUGCAACUCGUAUAAAAUUGCACAAUGCACAUGUUCAUGAUCGUGACUUCCAUUUUGAUUUAAAUCAAACUUUGUCAUUGCAACAUAAAAAUCUGUUAUAA